CAGCGGCCGUUGCUGGUGGCGAUGCGGCGGGGGGCUGGGGUGCGGCUGGAGGUCAGCUAGGGGUCACGGAGGAUGUUGAGCUAUGGGCCACGCCGCCCCCGCCUGACGUCCUGGCCCCCCAGUCGCCCCCCACUUCCCUGAGGAGGGGCCGCCGCAAGGUUAUCUCCCGAGGGGGCCACUACAUCGUGUGGAGCAAGGGGGGCGCCUCCCCCUGGAGCUCCACUACCUUCGACGCUCACUCCUCCCGGGGCAGCGUGGGGCGGCACCACCGGGAGUACAGCUGGUCGCCUCCAGGGGACAGACUGGUCGGCGGGGGACCGCAGGGGUACGCGGGGCCGCAGGGCCGCAGCAGGGGUGCGGGCGCCGCCAGAAAGAAGCUGAACCAGUCGUUCAAGCGAGAGAUCGCCCAGUACGCCAUGGUGUACGGCGUGCGGCAGGCGGCCGUGCACUACGAGCACGCCGUGGGGAGGCGGCUCAGAGACCGGGUGGUGGCCAAGUUCGUGCGCCGCUACCAGGACAGGAAGAAGAGGAAAAGGAGGAGGCUGCGACGGCGGCUCGGACAGACAUAGAACACAACGGCGGAAGGACGAGGACGAGGCCCGCCCAUCUACCCGGCCGCGCCUCGGCCCGUCCUGAACACUGUAUACUAUCUGGUGACGUUUUAGCUCACCGCCACACUCCUGGCCAGCGCCGGGACAACUCUCGCGGGGCGUGCACGCCAUUGUGUGGGGCCCCGGAUGUAACCCUCCUGUAUUUUCACAGGUUAAUGAGAUUAUCUUAAAUAUUCAUUAAAUAUCAAAUAUAUAUAAAAAAUGCUGCUUAAGCUCUAGAAGUGGAGCGUUCAGUAUCAAAUAAUGAAUAUUUUAUUAUAUAUGUUGUAGAACCCUUCAGACUAGGGGCCCAAGCAGUAGUUUGUGUUGCUUGUACCCUGGCCCGGCCUUGCUUUGGUUAAGAGUGCAUUGUUGCCUGAUACUUUGCUUUACCAGGUAGAUCUUAUUUUUUUCGUUUAUCUGGGGACACAGAAACUCACCUGCUGACCCUCCUAAUUAUCCGGUGACACUUUAGAACACCUGGCAUACAGUAAGCCUUCAUUUUAAGCGAAUUUGAAUUAAUCAUAUCUGGAAGAACAUGUUUUCAAAAGCACAAUGUAUUCCUUAUAAUAUCACACGUUUUUUUCUACAUCAGCAAGGACCAAACCCCUUGAACUCCGCCGUGUUCGACGGAAACAAAGGGUCGUAUUAUGAGACAUUUCGCCACCCAAGAACACAUAUUUGACAAGGCUUUCGUAGGAGUUAUGACCCUGGUGGUAGUCUGACCCUUUUUCUGUACCGUGAACCUAAAGAAACACGCAUUAGAACCCGAUUGAUCCCCUCUUUGACCUUUAGAAAUAGCUGAUGUGAUAUGGCAAAGUGUCUUGUAAUACCAGCCGAAGAAUCAUGUUUAAAUUACGCGAAAUUCACUUACGCAGUCCCUUCAGAGACUAAACCCUCGCGUAAAACGAGAGCCACCUGUACUGUGUUACCUGCUGAGUGAGUAGUAUACCUGAUGAACUCUUAGAUCGCUGGGUAACUUUUGCAACACCUGGUUAUCGUGUGAGUUAACCUGCAGCAUAACUAAAUAAAUAAGCCUCUGUUCA
This is a messenger RNA of Eriocheir sinensis (Chinese mitten crab), 1636 nucleotides long. RefSeq lists its product as uncharacterized. Lineage: Eukaryota; Metazoa; Arthropoda; Malacostraca; Decapoda; Varunidae. The record is from RefSeq and is a predicted model, not a curated record.